This is a messenger RNA of Saccostrea echinata, 2988 nucleotides long. RefSeq lists its product as uncharacterized. Gene Ontology annotation, molecular function: protein tyrosine phosphatase activity. The record is from RefSeq and is a predicted model, not a curated record. Lineage: Eukaryota; Metazoa; Mollusca; Bivalvia; Ostreida; Ostreidae. Gene Ontology annotation, biological process: protein dephosphorylation. Bases 1 to 2925 code for a protein of 974 amino acids. The transcript has 18 exons.
AUGGCUCUUGUGAUGGACGUGACGGUAGAUGUAUCAAAGGAUGCAGUCCUGGAUAUUAUGGAUCCUAUUGUAAUCGGACCUGUAGUAAAAACUGUGAAAACAAAAUCUGUAAUCAGAGAUAUGGCACCUGUUCGUGUGUCCGUGGAUGGAAGCCACCAUAUUGUAAUGGAUGCCUUAAUGGCUAUUAUGGUCAAGCCUGUCAGCUUUGUAGCAGGAACUGUCGCGAUGGCUCUUGUGAUGGACGUGACGGUAGAUGUAUCAAAGGAUGCAAUCCUGGAUAUUAUGGAUUCCAGAUGCAGCUCUAACUGUGUAGGCAGGGAAUGCAAUAGAUAUGGAGACUGCACCCAAGGAUGUGUUCAGGGAUACAGGGGAAAUAAAUGUCAGUACAGCUGUCCAUCAGGGUGCUCCAGUAGAGUCUGUAAUAGAAGUAACGGAUUCUGCUUUUCUUGUAUUGACGGGUACUUUGGGGAUAGAUGUGAAAAGGAUUGUCGUUGGAAGGAUAAAUGUUCUGGUCGAAAAUGUAACAAAACAAAUGGAUUCUGUUUAAAUGGAUGCAACCCUGGGCUUUAUGGAAAUUACUGUGGAAUGCGCUGUGGUAAUUGCAGCUCAGGAAUAUGUGAUAGAAAUACUGGAAAUUGCAAGGCCUGUAGUGUGGGCUUUUAUGGAGCACAAUGCAAUGGAAUAUGUAGUAACACUUGCCAAAAUCAGGAAUGCAGACAAAUAGAUGGUCAUUGUAGUAAUGGUUGCGACAACGGUUUUUAUGGUCCUUUAUGCAAAAAGUCAUGUAGUGAAAAUUGUGCCGAAAGGAAAUGUCGACAAAAUGGAGGUUGUAUUGGUGGAUGUACACCGAACUGGACUGGAGAUAAAUGCGACCGGUGUGAUUCCGGUCAUUAUGGACGUUAUUGCUCCCAGGCAUGUAGUCCGAAUUGUAAAGGACGGACGUGUAACAAUAUUACUGGAUUCUGCAUUUUUGGAUGUAAUAUGGGAUUCUUUUUAGAAAAGUGUGAAAGGGCUUGCAGUCAAUCAUGUCCAUCAGCCUGCAGCAGAUACUCAGGGGAAUGUAAGGGAGAAUGUCCGGUUGGGAAAUACGGGAGUACUUGUGAUAGAUCAUGCAACCAAUAUUGUAAAAGUGGAUGCAGUAAAACCAAGGGCUUAUGUCAUUCUGGAUGUAUUGUCGGAAAAUUUGGAGCUGACUGUCUCCAGACAUGUGGUGGUGGGUGUAUUUCCGGUUGUCAUCAGGUCGAUGGGAGUUGUUCAUGUAAAACAGGAUGGCAGAACCAAAACUGUGAUGUAUGUAAACCAGAUUAUUAUGGUCAAGAAUGUGAUCAGCAAUGCAGCUCAUAUUGUAUAAAUGGAACUUGUCUCCCAAACAAUGGGUCGUGUAUUGGGGGAUGCAAAGGAUACUUCGUGGAUGAACAAUGCACAAUGGCAGAAAACAAGUAUUACUCUACCAUACGGAAUGUUUCUGUUCCGAUUGAGGAUCCCGAGGAAGAGCCGCAGACAGAAAACCCUGAAGAGGCUGUGUAUUAUAAUGAUCUGUCUGUGGCUAAAGAUAUUGCUGUAUCGAACCUAUUUAUUAUUAUAACACAUAAAGAAGCCAAGGAAAAUGAAGGAUUCCUUAAGGAAUUCAAGUCUCUUCCAUAUGGAGAGAGAUUUGACUGCGACAUCGCCAAAACAGAGGAAAACAUGCCUAAAAACAGAUUCAAAACCACCUUUCCAUAUGAUCAUUCCCGCGUUAUUUUAGAAGCUAGUCAGGGCUUUAUUUCCGACUACAUUAAUGCAAACUACAUUGAGAAUAUGGAAGGGAAACGGGAAUUCAUUGCAUGUCAAGGCCCACUUAAAAACACUUUAGUUGACCACUGGAGAAUGAUAUGGCAGGAACAUGUAGAAUACAUUGUAAUGCUGACCAAUCUUAUUGAGGGUCCAAAGGUGAAAUGUCAUGAAUACUGGCCAGACAAAGAAACAGAGCUGGAUAUCAAUCCAUUUUCCGUAACAUUGAUUGAAGAGAAACAGUAUGCUUACUUCGUCGAAAGAAGAUUGACACUGCGCAACAAGAAGGUUACUGGGUCAAGGACGGUCGUACAGUAUCAUUACACCCAAUGGCCAGAUCACGGGACUCCAAAUCCACUGAACCUGGUUGUCUUCCACCGGCACUUUCGACACAAGGUCAGAUCAACACAACAUCCAAUAAUUGUUCACUGCAGUGCUGGGAUAGGGAGAACGGGGACGUUUAUUGCCUUUGACGUGUUGUCUAGAUAUGGCAAGGACAAGGGCAAGGUCAAUGUCAUAGAGUAUGUCAAGGCCAUGCGUAAAGACAGAAUGACAAUGAUACAGAAUGUGGACCAGUACGUGUUUCUAUAUCACGCAUUGCAUGAGUUCUUUAGAGGAAAGGCGCACUAUAAAAAGGGAGAUGAAAUUCUCAGUCUGUAUGGAGAUAUGAACAAACUAGAUGCACAGAAACAACUUACUAAUGAGUUCAACGAACUGAUUAGUUUAAAACCAAGAUUUGAUUCCAAAGAUUUCAAAACUGGAAAAACGUUUUUAAAGUUGAAUAUGACCAAAUCAGUUUUACCAGUUGAGCAAUAUCUAGUCUAUCUAACUUCCCAUGUUCCAGGCCGACAAUGUUACUAUAAUGCGGUGACUGUUUCCUCGUUCUCCCGAGAUGACGAAUUUAUAUCUGCUCAAUUUCCGGUGCCUGAAGGGGCCAUAGAUCUUGUUCGUCUGCUUGUUGAUCAUGAGUCAACAUUCCUUAUUUCAUUGAACCCUUUAUCAGAGCUUAAAGAGCUACAAAGCUGGGUUGAUGAAAAAGUCAAUCCUCUCAAACUUGGUCCUUAUACAAUCACUAAGGGUACACAAGAAGUGGUGUCCGGGGAGAUAAGAAAGACAUAUAUAACAAUUACAACAAAAGAGGUCAGUUGUUUUUGAUAGACAAAAAAUGCCAUAUUUUUCACAAUGUUGAAUAUUGUAAUAUUUUCAUAGAACGUCUAC